AUGACGAAACCUCUGAUUUUAAUCAUAAUUUUAUUUGUCAAUUUUAUUUUGGUUAGUUCUGAAAACGACAUACAUGUUUUCAAUGACCCUGAAGUUACACAUCCAACCGAUGAAGCAGUUGCAGACAUUUUUGAUUUAAUGAUUGUUAUCAUUCUUUAUUUUAUAUCCGAAAAAAUUCCUUUAGGAAUUGCAGCGGCAAUUUUAAAUUUUAUGUCACAGCUUUUUGCGUCUGCAUUAUCUUAUUAUUUUAUUAUAAGGGCAUAUAAAACAACAAGCGAAUAUUUUUUUAUUCAAUAUCUUAUCACAUUUUCAGUUCUUACAUUGUUUAUUAUUCCUAAUAGUUUUAUUGAUUAUUGGGUUGUAUUACUGCCCUCACUUAUUUUUAUAAUGUUUACAAUAAUUGAAACAAUUUGUGCACUGAUUUAUGAAAAUGACGAAGUAACGGAACUAAAAAAUUUAGAAAAACGUGUAAAUGCAUUAGAAAAUUUAGAAAAACAUUUAUAUAUAUUAAAAUCUCCACAAGAAACUUAA
This is a messenger RNA of Dentiscutata erythropus, 531 nucleotides long. The record is from the annotation of a GenBank genome assembly. NCBI's taxonomy places the organism in Eukaryota, Fungi, Glomeromycota, Glomeromycetes, Diversisporales, Gigasporaceae.